Sorex fumeus (smoky shrew) is the source of this 4125-nucleotide messenger RNA. It is a transcript of the gene SNED1, whose product is annotated as sushi, nidogen and EGF like domains 1. Gene Ontology annotation, cellular component: protein-containing complex; plasma membrane. The transcript is spliced from 28 exons. NCBI's taxonomy places the organism in Eukaryota, Metazoa, Chordata, Mammalia, Eulipotyphla, Soricidae. The record is from RefSeq and is a predicted model, not a curated record. Bases 1 to 4041 code for a protein of 1346 amino acids. Gene Ontology annotation, biological process: establishment or maintenance of epithelial cell apical/basal polarity; cell-matrix adhesion; heterophilic cell-cell adhesion. Gene Ontology annotation, molecular function: protein binding; calcium ion binding.
AUGCGGCGCGCCGCCGCCUGGGCGCUGCUCUGCGCCGUGGCCCUGGGGCUCGGGGCGCGCGGGGCGCGCGGCGCGGUGGCCCUGGCCGACUUCUACCCGUUCGGCCUGGAGCACGGCGACUCGGUCACCCCCAAGCAGGACGACGGCGGCUCGGGGCUGCGGCCGCUCUCCGUGCGCUUCCCCUUCUUCGGCGCCGCGCACUCCGGCCUCUACGUGAACAAUAAUGGGGUCAUCUCCUUCCUGAAGGAGGUGUCGCAGUUCACCCCGGCCGCCUUCCCCAUCGCCAAGGACCGCUGUGUGGUGGCGGCCUUCUGGGCCGACGUGGACAACCGGCGUGCCGGCGACGUGUUCUACCGCGAGGACACGGACGCCCGCACGCUGCGCAGGGCCAGCGACGACGUCCAGCGCUACUUCCCCGAGCUGCCCGGUUUCUCGGCCACCUGGGCCUUCGUGGCCACCUGGUACCGCGUGACCUUCUUUGGAGGAAGCGCCUCUUCCCCGGUCAACACGUUCCAGACGGUGCUUCUCACGGACGGCAGCGCCUCCUUCACCAUCUUCAACUACGAGGCCGUCACCUGGACCACGGGCACACACGCCAGCAGCGGGGGCAACGCCACGGGCCUGGGGGGCAUCGCGGCCCAGGCCGGCUUCAACGCGGGGGACGGACAGCGCUACUUCAGCAUCCCCGGCUCCCGCACGGCCGACAUGGCCGAGGUCGAGGCCACCACCAACGUGGGCAUGCCCGGACGCUGGGCCUUCCGCAUUGACGGCGCGCAGGUCCACGUGGGGGGCUGCGGCCAUGCGGCCUCCGUGUGCCGGACGCAGCGGCCGUGUCUCAACGGCGGGGAGUGCAUCGACGACUGCGUGCCCGGCAGCCCCUCCUUCGCCUGCUCCUGCCCCUCGGGCUUCGCGGGACGGAGGUGCCACCUGGACGUGAACGAAUGCGCCUCCCAGCCCUGCCGCAACGGCGGCACCUGCUCCCACGGCGUCGACAGCUUCCGCUGCCAGUGCCCAGCCGGCUUCGGGGGCCCCACCUGUGAGGCAGACGUGGACGAGUGCAGCUCCGCGCCCUGUCUGAACGGGGGCUCCUGUGUGGAUCUGCCGGCCGGCUUCUCCUGCCUGUGCCCGCGGCCCUUCGAGGGCCCCCGCUGUGAGGCAGGAAGCUCCCCGGGGCCCGACGCCUGCCUUGCUGCCCCGUGCCAGAACGGUGGCACGUGCGUGGACGCGGACACUGGCUACGUGUGCGAGUGUCCUGGAGGCUUCACCGGCCACAACUGCAGUGAGAGGACUCCGGGCGCCUGUGAGUGCCGCAACGGGGGCCGGUGCCUGGGGGAUGACGGCGCCCCAUGCCAGUGCCCGCCCGGCUUCUUCGGGCUCCUGUGUGAGUUUGAGGUCACAUCCACACCCUGUGACAUGAACACACAGUGCCCGGACGGCGGCUACUGCAUGGAGCACGCAGGCAGCCACCUGUGCGUGUGCCACCGCGACCAGCCCCGCGCCAGCCACCCUGUGCCUUCGCCCUGUGACUCGGACCCCUGCUUCAACGGGGGCUCAUGUGACGCCCAGGACGAGGCCUACACGUGCGAGUGUCCCCGUGGCUUCCACGGGCAGCACUGCGAGAAAGCCCGGCCUCGGCUGUGCAGCUCCGGACCGUGUCGCAACGGGGGCACCUGCAAGGAGGCAGGAGGAGACUUCCACUGCAUCUGCCCCUUCCGCUUCACCGGGCGCCGCUGCGAGAUCGGGAAGCCGGACCCCUGCGCCUCGGGCCCCUGCCACAACGGCGGGACCUGCUUCCACUACAUCGGCAAAUACAAGUGCGACUGUGCGCCAGGCUUCUCGGGACCACACUGCGAGCACGUCCCCUCGCCCUGCUUCUGGGACCCGUGUGUGAACGGUGCUACCUGUGAGGACCUGGGCUCAGACUUCACCUGCCACUGCCCGGCAGGGUUUACUGGCCGCAGGUGCCAGGCAGAGGUAAGCGAAUGCCGAUCCCAGCCCUGCCUGCACGGCGGCACCUGCCAGGACCGGGCCGCAGGGUUCCUGUGUGCCUGCCGCCCUGGGCGCGAGGGGCGCCGCUGUGAGAGGGAGGCCCGAGCCUGCCGGGCGCAGCCGUGCAGAAACGGAGGCUCCUGCAGGGAUGUCCUGGGCACCUUCGUCUGCGAGUGUCCUGCCGGCUUCUCUGGAGCCCGCUGCGACAUUGAGGCGACGGCCUGCGCCUGCAGCCCCUGCCAGCACGGAGGCCGCUGUGAGGACGGUGGAGCCGGGGCCUACCUGUGCGUGUGCCCGGAAGGCUUCUUCGGGUACCACUGCGAGACAGUGGGUGACCCCUGCUUCUCCAGCCCCUGUGGGGACCGCGGUUACUGCCUGGCCAGCAACGGCUCGCACAGCUGUGCCUGCAGGGCGGGCUACACUGGUGAGGGCUGCGGACAAGAGCUGCCGCCGCCCACGGGCCUGGAGCUGGAGCGGGCAGAGGAGAGUGGCCUGUCGGUCUCCUGGCGCCCGCCCGCUGGCCAGGCUGCCCGGCAGCUGCUGGACGGCUACGCAGUCUCCUACGCCUCCUCCGACGGCGCCCCCCGCCGCACCGACUUCGUGGAGCGCGGCCGCUCGUCGCACCAGCUCCGGGCGCUGGCAGCCGGCAGGGCCUACAACAUCUCCGUCUUCUCCGUCAAGCGCAACGCCAACAGGAACGACAUCAGCCGGCCCGUGGUGCUGCUGGCCCGCACACGACCCCGCCCCGUCGAAGGCCUCGAGGUCAUCAACGUGACGGCCGACGCCAUCUCGGUGCGGUGGGCCCUGCACCGGAUCCGACACGCCACGGUCAGCGGCGUCCGCCUGACUCUGCGCCACCCUGAGGCCCAGGAGGUCCAGACAGCCGAUGUGGACCAGCGUGUGGACAAGUUCACAUUUGGGGCCCUGCUGCCAGGAAGGAGGUACACCAUCUACGUGGCGGCCCUCAGCGGGCAGGGGGGACAGGAGCCCCCCACCGAGAGCCUGGCCUCGGCCCCGCUGCACGUCUGGACCCGGCCUCUGCCGCCAGCCAGCCUGAGUGCUGCCCGGGUCACGGCCACGUCUGCCCACGUGGUCUGGGACGCCCCCGUGCCGGGCACCCCGCUGGAGGCCUAUGUCAUCAACGUCAGCACCAGCCAGAGCACCAAGAGCCGCUACGUGCCCAACGGGAGGCUGCUGUCCUACACCGUGCGCGACCUGGCCCCCGGGCGCCACUACCAGCUCUCGGUGACGGCCGUGCAGGGCGCGGAGGGCCAGCAGCUGCACAGCGAGCCCGCGUUCCUGUACAUCAUCACCUCCCCCAGGGACGGAGCGGACAGACGCUGGCACCGGGAGGGCCCGCACGCCUGGGGGCUCCGGAACCGAGCCGGGCCGGGCAUGCGGCGGGCCGGGCGCGCGGCGGGCCAUGGAGCUGCUGCGCCGCCCGUCCGCGCUGGCGGCCGAGCUCAGGGGCGCGCUGGACCGCGCGCCCACCGACAAGGAGCUGGUGGCGCAGGCCAAGGCGCUCGGCCGCGAGUUCGUGCGCGCGCGGCUGCUGCGCGCCGGCCUGGCCUGGAGCGCGCCCGAGCCCGCCUGCCCGCCCGGCCGCCUGGCCGAGGUCAGCGCCGUGCUGCUGCGCCUGGGGGACGAGCUGGAGCAGAUCCGGCCCAGCGUGUACCGCAACGUGGCCCGCCAGCUGCACCUGCCCCUGCACUCGGAGGCGGCUGUCACCGAUGCCUUCCUGGCAGUGGCCGCUCACAUGUUCUCUGCAGGCGUCACGUGGGGCAAAGUCGUGUCUUUGUAUGCGGUGGCGGCAGGCCUGGCGGUGGACUGCGUGCGGCAGGCCCAGCCCGCCACAGUGCACGCGCUCGUCGACUGCCUCGGGGAGUUCGUGCGCAAGACCCUGGCCCCGUGGCUGCGGAGGCGUGGUGGAUGGACCGAUGUCCUCAAGUGCGUGGUGAACACGGAGCCCGGCUUCCGCUCGCACUGGCUGGUGGCGGCGCUGUGUGGCUUUGGUCGCUUCCUGAAGGCCGCCUUCUUCCUGCUGCUGCCUGAGAGAUGAGCCUGGCCUCGGCGCCUGCAGCCGGGGUGGCAGUGGGCCUCCCGCUCUCCGGUCGCUCUGGCCUGCGGGGACACAGC